Messenger RNA from Dromaius novaehollandiae (emu), 2379 nucleotides. Its product is annotated as heparan sulfate glucosamine 3-O-sulfotransferase 1-like. The record is from RefSeq and is a predicted model, not a curated record. NCBI's taxonomy places the organism in Eukaryota, Metazoa, Chordata, Aves, Casuariiformes, Dromaiidae. Bases 632 to 1561 code for a protein of 309 amino acids. The transcript has 4 exons. Gene Ontology annotation, molecular function: [heparan sulfate]-glucosamine 3-sulfotransferase activity.
GCGGCGCCAUGUGGCGCGGGGCGCGCUGCGGGACGCUCCCGCGCGACCCGGGGCUCCCCACCCCCCGCUCCCCGCUGCGUGCCGCCUCCUCCGGCCGCCGGGGCUGAUGCAUUAACCAUGAUGUGGCUGCCGGUGAUGCGUUUGUGCGGAGCAGGCAGCGCGGGCGGGUGAGCGCGCAGAGCGCCGGCCCCUCCGCUCCGCUCCGCGGAGCCACCGCCAGCCGCGCGGAGCCGAGCCGCGGCCGCCCCGCUCUCGAUGGCGCCGGAGGAGGAAGGAAAGCUUCCCCCUUGCACCUGCUCCGUCGAGACUUGUCAUCUGAAUGUGGAGGAGAGCUAUAAAUCAUGUCGCGUGUGCGCGGCGGAGCCGGCUUCCGCGAGCCCUCGGACUGUGUGUCCCCGUGCUGAGCUUGUGUUUCCCGCUAGGAAAAGGCUGAAACUCAGCAAUGCAGCUCACCAUUACCAAUCUUAUCCCUCUAUGGUUGCUUCCACCUUUCUAUCACCUGGAUGCUCAAGAUGUUUCAGAAACUUGCUGUGUGUUCACCACCAGUUCUGCCAACCAACCCAAGAGGAGACUUACCUAUUGUUUCAUUAGUCAAGCCUAACAUUAUCUUGAACUAAUUAUUCCUCUCCACAUGGCCUUCCUACUGGUGUCAGCUUAUCUUCUGCUGACUCGUACUCAGGGUGCUCCAGUUGAGAAUGGGGCACUGCUGGAAACACUGAAGUCCCAAGUAGGAUUAUUCAGCAAUAAAAGUGAACACUAUUCGGCACAGGUGAGACCUCCUGGCACAAGCCGACGAAUACCUCAAACAAUCAUAAUAGGAGUUCGUAAAGGAGGGACGAGGGCUUUGCUGGAAAUGUUGGAUAUUCAUCCUAACAUUGUGGUAGCAGCUACAGAAGUCCACUUCUUUGACUGGGAUGAAAAUUAUGUGAAAGGAAUAGACUGGUAUAGGAGCCUGAUGCCAUUUUCUUAUGGAAAUCAAAUUACAAUUGAGAAAACACCAGGCUAUUUUACAUCGCCACAGGCUCCAGAAAGAAUUCAUGACAUGAACAGCUCUAUUAAACUGCUGCUCAUUCUAAGAGAUCCCACAGAGAGAGUUAUAUCUGACUAUACCCAAGUAUAUUACAACAGAGUAGAAAGCCACAAGCCUGUUCAGCUUUUUGAAGAUAUUGUUAUUAAGAAUGGAGCACUUAAUACCAAAUACAAAGCUAUUCAGAGAAGUCUAUAUGAUGUUCAUAUGGAAAAGUGGCUCAAGCAUUUCAGUUUGGAUCAGAUUCACAUAGUGGAUGGUAAUACUUUAAUCAAGGACCCUCUUCCUGAAUUACAGAAAGUAGAAAAAUUUCUCAAUCUUCCUUCCCGAAUUAUGUCUUCUAAUUUUUAUUUUAACCAAACCAAGGGAUUCUACUGCAUUAGAAGCGAUGGAAGAGAGAGGUGUUUACACGAAUCCAAAGGGCGCCCCCAUCCUGUUGUCAACAAUACUGUUUUAGAGCAACUUUAUUCUUACUUCAGAGGGCACAAUGCAAAAUUUUACAGAAUGGUUAAUCAUUCUUUUGACUGGCAUUAAUGAAUUUGGGAUCAGUGUUUCUGGAAAAGGGCCUGAGAUAAACUCUUUCAAACACAUCUUUGUAAACCAUAGAGCAUCAUAUUAUGAGAGCUUAACAAACUGGUAACAGGGAAGCAGACAAAACUGUUCUUUUGGAAUAGCAUAUGUAUUAACUCAUUAUAAUGACACCCUUUAUAUAGGAAAAAAUAAGUUUGAUGUAUUUGUAUGAUUACUGUGGAUAAUAUUCUGAUUUUUUUUUUCCCUUCUUGCAAAUGCAUUAACUUCAGUGGAUUUAGUUCAGAACUGUUACAAGCUUUGAGCUGUUUUUGGAAAAAAUGACUGCUUCCAAUAGUGUAAAAAGUGUAAAUAUUUGAAAGGGUAUUAUUCUGACUGUUCUGUAUUUUUUGUUGUUAGUAUUUUUUUAUAUCAGACACCAUGAUAGUGGCAUUGAUUUCUAGAAUUUUUCAUAUAAUAAGUUAAAUACGUAUAUUCAAACAGGGGCAUACUCAGUGGCUCCAUUGAAUAAUUCCUAAUUUGUCAAUAAGUCAAAGUUCUUAAUAAAGUAAUAGUAAAAGGAAUUUAUUUCACCUAUGAUUUUUGAAUAGGUGAACUAGAAGCUCCCUGAGUGUAUGUCAUUAGUAUUAAGUCACACUCUUAAGAGCUUGUGUUUGCAAAAAAACCCCCUCCAAACUGAGUAAGAAUAUGAACAGUUUGAAGAAGCUUUAAGUGAGAGUUCUGAAUGUAAAGAAAUUAAGAUCCCAGGCAACCUCAAUUUACACUGUUACUCUGUAUACUAAAAAAUAAAUUUGUGAAUGCAAAAAAUUUAUUAAUAUCAGAAA